AAAUCAGUUGGCCAAACAAAACCAAUCCGAAUCAUAUUAAGUGAUUGAUUGGAGGGAGAAGCAGUAGCAGGAUAUUCUAGUGCCUGAACAGUAUGUCCAAAAUACUUUGGGGAAGAACCAAAUCCAGAAACCUGGAAGUGGAACAUUGGAUGCACUCUUUAGAAGAAGUCGAACAAGUGGUCAAGUCAGUGGAACCCAAGUUGGUUUCUACCACAGCGAAAUGGAAAGGAAUUGCACAAAACUGCAAAGAUAUAGCUACCGACCUGUGUCAAAUAUUCAAUAAGAACGACCCACAUUAUGAAGUUUUGUUGGCUUCUUAUACUUGUUCGAGAAAAUUUGAAGAUGAACAACACCAGGUAACCAAAACCAACCAACUUAGAGAUAGAGCAGUGGAGAGAUUGCGCCAUUAUUUAUCAGAAAUUCAACAACUAAAGGCACAGAUUGUUGAAGAACACAAGUUGCGGACAAGACUAGAGCACUACCAAGCAAAAGUGAAAGACUUGGAAAACAGGCACUCUGAUAGCAACAAGCUGGAACGAAAUAUUGCCAAAUUGAAGGAUGUGGACAACCGUUAUAGAAACUUUACCUACGAGCUAACCAAACAGAUGGAAGUAUGUUGGAAGAAACAUGUUUCUUUAUUUGCUGAAGCUUGUGUGGCGUUGUGGUAUACAGAGUUUAGUCUUUCAGCUAAAUUGUUCGAGUCUGCAGAAUCUAUUCGACCAUUCAUAGCAAGACAUUUACAUUCUCUUCAUGACAAUAGUGCCCAUCAACAUUCCCAUAUACUUACAGUGGCCGUUUCACAGGUUGAUAAUAAUCAUAAUGAUGAUGAUGAUUAUGGUCAAAUAGAGCAACAAAGUCCCAUAUCGGAAGAAGCAUUUGGCUCAUUGGAAUGUAACUCUUUAGAUGCCACAACUUCACAACUGGACAGAACCCAUUUAUUGGAUCAUGUGUGGAGAAUGAGCUCUGUUUUGAACAGUAGUAGCAGUAGUAAUAAUAGCAGCUAUAGGCAUCCUGAACAACCCAACACGUCAAGUAUAGGAAGAUCGACCAAACAAGGAAAUAGUAAUGAAGCAUAUUCUGCAGUUUCACAAAGUCCUCAAACCAAUCUGUAACUUGGUCAAAAUGGAGGGUUUGAAAGC
This is a messenger RNA of Galdieria sulphuraria, 1139 nucleotides long. RefSeq lists its product as uncharacterized. Bases 93 to 1112 code for a protein of 339 amino acids. NCBI's taxonomy places the organism in Eukaryota, Rhodophyta, Bangiophyceae, Galdieriales, Galdieriaceae. The transcript has 3 exons. The record is from RefSeq and is a predicted model, not a curated record.